UCAUCUUUAUGGGUUCAGUAAUUCUUCAUUCUAUUUGACAUGAAGGUUAUGGUUUCGUUUAUAAUUUGUACUCGUGUAACAGUAGCCAAUGAGAGGUAACAUCCGGUAAACCAGCGGGCGGCCAUCGGUGCUCAUUUUCAUUAGUAUGGUCGAUGCUCCUCUUUCCGGCAGCCGGCGUCCAUUUUCCCUGGCGGCUUGUCGACCCUGUUGGCGCGUCUUUAGUCUGUGCGUGGAUUAUUUCUCAUUCAUCAAAUAACUAAGAGAAGAGUAAAGUGCAAUUAAGUUAUUCCACGGGCGACUCAAGAGACUUAGAGAGUAAGUUAUUGAUAAUGGAGGGUGCGCCAGGGAGGGGUGUCUUUAGGGGUCGCGGAGGACCUGGUGGACCUCCUAUGCGAGGACGCGGUGGAUUUGGUGAUAGAGGAAGGGGUGGUCCUCCAAGAGGAGGAAUGAUGAGAGGACGUGGUGGUGGUCCUGGAGGUGGUAUGCGUGGUGGGCCACCAGGCAUGCGUGGACGAGGAGGUCCACCUCUUCGAGGUGGUCGUGGUGGACACUUUCCACCGGGAGGUCCUCCAGAACCAGGAAUGGGUCCAGGCAAUGGCCCACCUCCUCCAGGAAUGGGCGGACCUCCUAGAGGAGGUAGAGGCGGGAUGGGAGGAGGCUUUCGUGGAAGAGGUAGAGGCGACUUUGGUAGAGGAGAUUCUCGGGGAGGUGGUGGUCUCUUCCGAGGUCGUGGCGGUAUGGGCAUGGAUCGUGGUGGUACGAGAGGUGGAUCUAGGGGUGGUGGAAUGCAAAGAGGAGGACCAGGAGGUAGAGGUGGUUACAUAGAUCGUGGUAGAGGAGGAGGUGGCGGUGGACGUGGUGGACCUAUGAAACGUGGAGGAGGACCUCCAGGUGCCAGUGGACCUCCUAAAAGACCCCGAUAUGAUCAACCACCAGUACAAUCUGCAAAUGGCUAUGCCACACAGCCACCUAGCCAAGGUUAUGGAGGAGGCGCGGGUAAUGGCUACGGCGGAGGACAGCAACAACCUCCUCAGCAACAACAGCAAGUAGGAGGUUACGGUGGUGGAAAUGGUGGUGGUGGAAGUACCGGCGGAGGAGGAUACGGAGGUCCACAGCAAAGUGGUGGUUAUACACAAUCAUCCUAUCAAGGAUACGAAAGUUAUCAACCUCCGGAUUACGUACCACCAGCGGGUUACGGAGCAACAGUACCACCUGAUAGCAGGUACGGAGGAGCUCCUGCUGUUCCUGCUGCUGGGGCAUACAACACAGGCGAUCCCUACGGUUACAACAAAGCUCCUUCCGCCAGUUACCAGCAGGGGGCAGUAGGAGCUGCAGUGGCUGCAGGCAGUGGGGCAUAUGCCCCUAGCAAUCAUUACGAUGACCGAUCCUCUAAUGCCACCAACGUCACCAACGAGGGUGGCUACUCCACACAAACCUAUGAUUAUUCAAAUCAAGAUGGCUCAUACGGGAAGCAGGAUUACGGUGGCAGUGCUGGUUACCAAAACGCCCAGUCUCAGCGACGCUAUUAAAUAUUUAAAAAUUCGACUAUUUAAUUUUAAUUAUCAAAACAUCACUAUCUUUUCCAAAUUAAUUUAAACUCGUAAUUCCCACCGCGUGAUAAACGCGGACUCGCGUAUUACAAUGAGCACGAUAAAUUGCUGGAAUGCUUUUCAAGUAUUUCUAAACAAACAAAAAAAAUGCUAACGACUUUAGGUAAUAUAGUUACAUUCGAUUGCCGGCACGUACAAAACGAUUGCGUGAUCUCAUAAUACCAGAGUUUAUCGCGUGGCUGGGAAGAUUGCACACAACGUGGAUUAGCGCGAACAUAAGAAACGAAAAAGGAAAAAAAAAACAAAUCCGAUCAAAGGAGGUUCCCAAUGAGAUCGAAUAUGAUAAAACGACAAGAUCGUUUUUUCUAUUUUACCUGACUAACAGUAAAAGUAUCUACGUCGUGAAUUGGUUAAUUAAAUUUGUAAAUUUAAGUAAAAAUAUUUUUUUUUCCGACGGAGCACCGAUUAUUUUACGCCAGUCUAGUAUCAAGAUCGAUGAAUAAUAUCGAUUUAUCGAUUGUCGCGACGAUACGGAUCGAUUCUCGUCGUUGCGAGGUCGUUAUCAACGGGCGAGCAGGUUUGAUUUAAUUAUAAUAACGCAAAGGUGAGAUUGACAGUUAUGAAAUAAAGAACAAAGAGAAACAUUAAAUGAACAUGUAAAAGAUUAUUGGAUGAAAAUCCACUCGUUUGUAAGUAUACGAAGAGUUUUUUUUUGCUUUCUCACGCUCGUAUCGCUAUAUGAGAUUCACUCAUCCAUUGUAUUUUAUGCACGGCCAAACCGACAUGAAAACGCAACUUCUUUCAACCAGCCGUUUUAUUUUCCCCGUUUCUGUUAAUAUAUAUAUAUAUUUAACAUAUAUAUGUAUAUAUAUACAUAUAAAGAGAGAGAGAGAGAGAGAGAGAGAGAGAGAGAGAGAGAGAGAGAAUGUGUGCGUGUGCGCGCGUGUGUGUAUGUGUGUGUUAGUUCGACGUAUCGAUAUAAUCUAUUAAAAAGUUUUAAUUCAGCUUAGCCCAAUCCUUAAAGGAAUUUUUUUUCAAAAUGUCAAUGGGACAAUCGAGCAUCUAUACUGCGCUGCUCAAAAGCAGACAAUUAUAUAUACGUACGUGUUAAUUAAUUCGAAUAUGCGUAGAGUCGUUUAACGUUCGUUUAAUUAAUUGAUUAUUAUCACGCAAAGACUUAUGAUCUAUUUUUACUUUACUUUCUCUUCAUUUUUUUUUUUUUUUCAUCACGCACGUCAUAUUUCUCCGGCAUCCAUCUUGUGUAUCGUGACGUAUGUCGCAUGGGAUUUGGGACCGAGAAAUCUUUUGACGGAAAGUUUUAUAAAAUUUGAAUUCAAACAUUGAUCUUUUUUCACGUAUUCUUGACAGAAUGACAAUCAGUCAGUGAAACACGUUUUAAAGUACAAGUCUCGUAUUGAAAGGAGGCGUAAUUUCUCAUGACUUGCUGUGACUCUCAUGACUUUUCUCAUGAAUACGAAGAAGAAGGAGAAGAAGAAAAAUUCAUUAUUCUUUCGUGACAGUACACACACUCCUAACCUAAUAUUGGUUCGUCCAAUAUUCUGUUUUAAUAUAAAAAGUUAUUAUUAAUUAACCAAUAGCUAAUUUAUUAUACAAAACUCAUUGUCGUAAUGUCAUCCUAAUAGACGUAGUGUCGAACAUCUAAUAUUGUAAGCAAUAGAACGAACGUCGAAGUGCAAGGAAGAUUGAAAAAAAAAUUAUCACAACAAAAAGCAAUAUCUCUUACGUUUAUUAUUACCUCACCUUGUUCUGCGAAGGAUGCGUUUCACGAGAAGAUAUUGCUUCGAGUAUCUGGGAAACCAGCAACUGCCCUAGGGAAAGAGCGAUAAGAUAAAGCAGAAAGAAAGAAAACAAAAAAGAAAAUCGACGUUACACAUUAUCAAUGCGUUAUCGGCUCUAAACGAAUGUAAUAUAGCAGGUAAAUUUUAAUUGAAGUCAAAUCUUAGGUAUAGAGUAUAAAGGUGUAAGACACGCAGGUAAAAGACACUUUAUUGACUCUUUUUUUCUUUUUAAGUCAAACACGUUGUAGAGAACAAGGAUUUAGGUUUUUUUUUUAUUUUUAAAAAAAUAAUCCCUUACGUCAUUCGUACGUAUCGUCUUAUCGUCGUUGUAUUUAUAACUCGCGUUUAAUUGUCUUUUUUUAAUAAAUAUUUUGUCAUCGCACGUGUACACGUAACACAACGAAAUUGCGAAUGAAAAUUUAAUGAACGUAUGAAAAUAUUUCUGCGAGGGAGUUUGACGCAAUUGAAGUUUAUUCCACAGGCGUAGCGACCACCUGAGAAACUCAGAAAUCAGAAAGAACGAAAGAGAGAAUAUCCUUCCUGAGUUACCAGCAUACCAGAGAUACCGAUACUGAAAGUAUAUGCAAAUAAUAAUACAAAUAUCGUAUUGAUAAAAGUGUAGCAUUAAUUUGAGAGCGACGGUAUAUAUAUAUUUAUAUAUUUAUAUGAUAAAGUACUUUUAAAAUCUCAAUAUACGGUUUGCUCUAUGAUUAACGAUGAAGUUUGUUGGUUGAAAAGAAAAAAGAGAAAAAUUCAAGAGAAAUAUACAAAACAAUAAUAUAGUGACACUGUGUGUAAAAUAUUUCAUGAAACCGUAUAUAGUAGUUUUCUUUAUUAUUGGAUCAAUAUUAAAUAACUUGUUGUUUGAGUGAAAAAGAUGAAAUAUCGAUAACUCAUUAUUAAACGAUAUGCCAUUCAUUGCUCUCGUUAUUAUUAGUAUCUGUUACAUCAUUUAAUUAAUAUUUGAUAGAAGUUCUUUCAUCCUCCGAGCUAUUACGACUAAUUUAUCACACUGAUGUGUGUAAUGAGGUUACAUGGAUUCUUGCAUACGUAAUAUACGUAAUGUACUCAAUACAAUGUACGAUGGAAAAAGAAAGACACGUUGCGCGAGAGACAUCCUUAAGUGGUUUUCAAUUAUACUGAAUGCAAGUCGAGACAAUGUCGUUAACAAAAUGAAAUGAAAGAAAGAAACGUGAAAGCAAUGAAUAAGAAAAGAAAAUAUAUGACGUACAGUAAAUCUGCGCUAUACCUUUAAAAAAAAACCUUAAAAUAUCAAAUGCUCGUGUAGACCUCAGCCCAAGCUCAGGAUGACAACUCUUGACUCCUGCACUUUUGGCCAUGACGAACGGAAUCAUCUUGAAUUGUAUCUGCCACAUGACUGGCUCCAGUGCUUAAUGCAACAUCAUCAAGGAAUUGGACCUAGGCUUGAUGUCCUUUGACGGCCAGCAUCAUCAGAAUAUGUGGAAAGUUUAUUGAGCCAUCCAUUCUCAAGUAGUAUCACUGAUGUUUUCUAGUACAGUAUCAAUUUAUAUAUUUUACAAAUAAACCAAUAUUACUGAAGUGUCAAAA
Molecule: messenger RNA, 4918 nt
Organism: Cephus cinctus (wheat stem sawfly)
Lineage: Eukaryota; Metazoa; Arthropoda; Insecta; Hymenoptera; Cephidae
Product: glycine-rich protein DOT1
Exons: 11
Coding region: 330-1529 (399 amino acids)
Source: RefSeq, a predicted model, not a curated record